CCGCAGUAUUCCUGGGAUGGGGCAACGGGCUGCCUCUGGCGGCAGGGACGCGUGCAGCCCGGGUGCCAGUGCUCUACCUUCGUCCCAAGUGCCCACUUUGAGGCCCUCCGUAUGAGUGACACACCAGUCUGCCAUGGAACCUAGCCCUGCCCUGGCCUGGCUCCUGCUGCUGAGCCUGGUGGCCGACUGUCUAAAAGCUGCUCAGUCCCGAGACUUCACAGUGAAAGACAUAAUCUACCUCCACCCUUCAACCACUCCAUAUCCUGGUGGAUUUAAAUGUUUCACCUGUGAGAAGGCGGCAGACAAUUAUGAAUGCAACCGAUGGGCUCCUGACAUCUACUGUCCUCAAGACACCAGAUACUGCUACACGCAGCACACGAUGGAAGUCACAGGAAACAGCAUCUCUGUCACCAAACGCUGUGUCCCACUGGAGGAGUGUUUAUCCACGGGCUGCCGAGACUCGGAACAUGAAGGCCAAAAGAUCUGUACCUCCUGUUGCGAAGGAAAUAUCUGUAAUCUGCCACUCCCCCGAAAUGAAACUGAUGCCACAUUUGCCACUACGUCACCUAUAAAUCAGACAAAUGGCUACCCCCACUGUAUGUCAGUGAUCGUGUCCUGCUUGUGGGUGUGGCUGGGACUCACCUUAUAACAACCUUCUCUACCAAAAGUGGUAGAGCCCUGUGGGUUUUAUGGUGGCCCAUAGUCAUGCAUGAGUCAUUGGCCUGGCAGUGGUGACACAGUGCAACCCCAGCCUCCUAGGACAUCACCACAGCCAGGCAUAACCAUUACCAUGAAGAGCAAGCAUUGCUUCCACGCUGUCAUUCCCAGCCUAACCAAGAUCCCAUCUAAGUCAGCCUGUCCCUGAUAUAGACCCUGCCUUUAUUGAUGUCUGGGGUUCUUGAUUCAGAAUCCAUGUAUGAGCUGCAGGAGGUCCUGGGCCCUCUGAGGAAUAAAGCUAUGGAUGUAGGAGACGUUCAUUUUUUUUUUUUUUCAGGAAAAGAAUAAAGAAUCACUAGCUUAAUUGCAAUCACAGCUUCACCUACGGCUUUAGAAUUUUAAAACUUUAAAUCCAGAGUAAGUGGAAUGGUUUCUUUGAGAUUCUGGCAGAAUCCCUGAAAGAGUAGCAAGUGCUUUGCUCACUUUAAUUUCCCCAGGCUUCUUAACUUAACAUUGGGAAACAUGUUCCUUCUGCUCUCUGCAGAAGAUAAGAAAAGGCAAUUAUAAAAGUUUGUUGUAUUUGUAGGAGUGACAGGAGAAAGAUUUUGUCUAACGUGAUGAAAUUAGCAUCCACAGGAUGACGUUAUCCCUUCUCAUAACUGGAAAGUUUGACCUUGGGAAGUAAUUAUGCAUCCCAAGUUUCUCGAUUCCAGCUGGGCCAAUAGCAUCUAAAAAAGUCAUGCUAAGUAGAUGAGAUUAUUUUUUCUCCAGGUGUUUCUUUCCACUCAGAUAUAGCCAAUCUAAUAAGAGAGAGAACUUCAGAAUAAAAGGACCUUGUAAAUGUUAGUCCUAGCUCAUAUUAAGACCCAGAAAUAGCUAAGCAAAAUUCUUUCUCUUUCUAUAGUAUUUGCUGCCAAAGAGCCUUCUCCUUCCAAAACUCUGUGGCUUUAAGGAGAAAAUUUUAAAAUAAAUUCUCAUUAUAUCAAUAAGGUGAGAACACAUAUGUGCUGGGAUGAGAAAAUGAUGAAAAAAAGUAGGAAGGGGUAGUUUUGGUUUCAGCUACUGCUUUUGAAGUAGAAAGGAUUUUCAUUAUCCUUCAUGUAAUUUUUUUUUUUUUUAGCUAAAAAUUGCAUUGUGUUCUUUUUUGUAAAUUCUUUAACUGACAUUUAUUUUCAUAUGGUAUAAACUGGAAACUAUAUUUCAAAAAAAAAAAACUUUUUUUUUUCCCUGAACAAAAUAUCAAUUAGAAUGCUUGCUUUCAACAGUGGUAGAACUUAUCACUUGUUUUCAUGGAAAGUUAACUGUGAUCCUUGUACUGAUGUUGAAAAAGUUAAUGUUUUGUGAGCAAGGGUUGUGCGUUUGCCUCAAGGGUUCUGCUCGUGGUUUCCUCAGAAGCUUGUCCCGGAAAUAAUCAGGUGGAAACCAUCACUGGUCUGACUGUGCAGGGUAGUGGGGUAUGUUCCCAUAGAACUUGGUGGAACUAUUUCCUAAAGAGGCCAGUGUCGUUAAGAUAUAUCUGCUCCACACAUGGAACUUUAGUUUAUAAAAUUGGACCCCCUCAGGGACCAAAUCUGAACUGACGGUAGAAACGGUUUCCACAUCAUUGAAGUUGCAUCACACAGCCUUGAUUCAGAGUUUGGUAGGCUUAUCAACUUCUUGCUUGUAAUUGUGGAUGGGAGAGCAUGGGAGAAAGGCUUAUAAUAAGCACUCAUAUGUGCCAGGCACUUAGCUAAGCACUUUACAUAGGUAGACCAUAUAACCCUACAUCAAUUCUGUAAGGAACUGUGCACACUGAUGCUUAAAGAUAAAGGUCUUGGGGCUCAAAGAAGUUUGAUUAAUGCAGCCUUUCCUUCAGAUUUCGUUUAUGUGGGAUGUGACUUGUUUGGGGAAAAAAAGGGAGGGUGGAACUUCUCUGCUAGGAAUACCUCUAGGCCUAACUUCAUGGGAAUUUGCCCAUCUUUUCAUUUAGAACAUAUCCUGCUUCCCAGGAUGACAUUUGCAUGUUUCCCCAGCUGACACUUUUUCUUUGGGGAGUAAAGUUGUAGCUUCCCUAUUUAUCCCUCUUGUCAAAGGAGGAGAUGGUUGACCUUGCAUCCAAAGAUGCUGUGAGACAAUGAGAAGCCGAUGUUGUACAUAUCUGCAAGUACCUUUUCUGUGCAUGGUCACACGCCACUGACAUUUCCCAAGUGCUGCAUGCCGUCGGGACAAGAGACAAGGGACUGACCCCGUGAGAACCCCCCUGGCUGGUCUUCAGGGAUCAGGCUCUCAAGGGUACAGACUGCCCGUCGUCUGGGAAGUAAUUGCAGCUACUGGACACAUGUGCUGCACACAUCCCUAACGCCUUUCAAAGUGGCUUCCUUUUCAUUCUCUUGAAAGAAUGUGAUUUGCUCACCACCCCCGGCCUCAAGAAGCCAUGGAGGGGCCAUUCAUGUAGAAGGUCCAGGACUAUUUAGCCAUUUGACUUCUGUCACUUUAAACUGUCCAUUAAACCUCACCAUUGGUGAUGGCUUGAAAUGCAAAGAGCCAUGAUGUGUAUAUUAACCUAUGUGCCACAUAUUUAUUUUUAGACUUUCUUCAACAUCCAUGUCAAUAUGGGAUUAAUGCCUAAAUGUAAAUAUUGUAUACUUUGUAAAUCAAUGAAUAAAGAUUUUA
Messenger RNA from Psammomys obesus (fat sand rat), 3309 nucleotides. RefSeq names its product LY6/PLAUR domain containing 6 (gene Lypd6). The transcript has 5 exons. Gene Ontology annotation, biological process: positive regulation of canonical Wnt signaling pathway. The coding region runs from base 134 to 649 and encodes 171 amino acids. The record is from RefSeq and is a predicted model, not a curated record. NCBI's taxonomy places the organism in Eukaryota, Metazoa, Chordata, Mammalia, Rodentia, Muridae. Gene Ontology annotation, molecular function: acetylcholine receptor inhibitor activity.